This is a messenger RNA of Cadophora gregata, 1173 nucleotides long. RefSeq lists its product as uncharacterized. Gene Ontology annotation, molecular function: zinc ion binding; DNA-binding transcription factor activity, RNA polymerase II-specific. Gene Ontology annotation, biological process: regulation of DNA-templated transcription. The record is from RefSeq and is a predicted model, not a curated record. The transcript has a single exon. NCBI's taxonomy places the organism in Eukaryota, Fungi, Ascomycota, Leotiomycetes, Helotiales, Ploettnerulaceae. The coding region runs from base 1 to 1173 and encodes 390 amino acids.
AUGACAACUGGUGUACCUAGGACGAGGCAAAAGUCUUGCGUAGCAUGUGUUGCGGCGAAGAGGAAAUGUGAUCAAAGCUCACCAUGUGCUCGAUGUGUAUCGAAGUCCAUGGCAUGCGAAUACAAGCCGGGUCGUCGCCGACAAACGAGGGGAGUCCGGGAAGUUCCAUUGCCAUCCGAGAUCAUUCUCAGCGACACGCCAAUGGAUUUGAGGUCUCCGCUUACACACCACUUAGAAACAGACACAAAUACUGAUCGUACGUUGUCGUUGGCUCUGUUGGACACCACUGGAGUCGCGGACCCCAGUCCUGGCACGAUCAUUGACGAUUCUUUCUUCAUGGCCUUCGACAAUCGAGGCCUCGCUGAUACUUACCUGGAAAUCGGUGUCAUGGAUCGAGAACGUAUUGCAUAUUGUGUUCGAUGUUUGAAAUCUUACCCAUUAUCGCUGGCUCACACCGGAAGGACUACAUUCAUACACCCGCAGAAUUAUCGACCAACGAUGCCAAAAUCUCUCCAAGAUGCUAUAUCAGCGUCUUCUCUCUACAUUAACAAAAAUGAGUUGAAUGAGGCCAUGGUAUGGGAGAUCAUUACUACCAAGGUGACCCAACUCACAGAACCGAAGCCAUAUUGGACUGUUGCAGAACACUUGGCAUGCGUGCAAGCUUUCGUCAUAUUCCAGAUCAUCAGCUUGUUCGACGGAGAUAUCAAACAACGGUCUGAUGCGGAACAGCAAGAAGAACUCCUUACCUCCUGGACUGACAGCCUCGCCGCAAGAACAGGAGUCACGUCGUCCUCGUUGAAUUCAAUUGAUCGCGGUUGGGAGACCUGGACGUUCGAGGAAGCAAUUCGCCGCACAAUCAUAGUGUCGAGAACGGCACAAUCAAUGUUCGCCAUCCAGCGCCAGGGAUUCUGCACCAUGGUCGGUGCUGUGACUGAGAUCCCGUUCACUGCACAACGUAGGCUUUGGGCAGCGCCGAGUGCUUCGUAUUUUGUGAAAGCUUGCAAAGAAACGAGAUGCCUUUGGGUGGAGAAGAUGGAUCUGGAUGAGAUAAUGGAAAAAGGUCUCGUAGAGGAUCUUGAUGAGAUUGCGUGGUUAAUGUUGGUUACUUACACAGGCGUCGACGGGGCGAACGAGUGGAUAAUGAGCAAGGGUGGGUCAACAUUGAUUGAAUGA